Messenger RNA from Salvia miltiorrhiza (redroot sage), 1362 nucleotides. RefSeq names its product GDSL esterase/lipase At5g33370-like. The coding region runs from base 92 to 1201 and encodes 369 amino acids. The record is from RefSeq and is a predicted model, not a curated record. Lineage: Eukaryota; Viridiplantae; Streptophyta; Magnoliopsida; Lamiales; Lamiaceae. The transcript has 5 exons. Gene Ontology annotation, molecular function: hydrolase activity, acting on ester bonds.
GGCUCAAUCACAUUGUUUAUUCCAUCACAUUCCAACACACACAAAACUUGCCACUGAUCACUACUAAUAAUUUAGCAACACUCAUUUUACAAUGGCAAGCUUGCUCUCCUCUCCCUUUGCAUGUGCACUUCUUAGCCUAAUUGUGCUCUCAAUAGCUACCACUAUGGUGCCUCGAGUCGAGGGCCGGGCCUUCUUCGUGUUCGGAGACUCGCUCGUGGACAAUGGCAACAACAACUACCUUCUAACGAGUGCCAGGGCCGACUCCCCCCCUUAUGGCAUCGACUAUCCAACUCAUCGCCCUACUGGCCGGUUCUCCAACGGCCUCAACAUCCCCGAUCUCAUUAGUGAACAUCUUGGAAUGGAGCCUACACAGCCAUACUUGAGUCCAUUUCUUAGAGGGCAGAAGCUUCUUGUUGGGGCCAAUUUUGCUUCAGCGGGAGUUGGAAUCCUUAAUGACACUGGAAUUCAGUUUCUAAACAUCAUUCGUAUUGGGAAACAACUCGAGUAUUUCCAACAGUAUCAGACACGUGUCGCCAACAUCAUCGGACCGGUUCAAACGACAACACUAGUCAACCAAGCUCUGGUCCUCAUCACUCUCGGAGGCAACGAUUUCGUCAACAAUUACUAUCUAGUCCCAUUUUCCGCGAGAUCCAGACAAUUUUCCCUACCGGACUAUGUUAGAUACCUCAUCUCCGAGUACCGCAAAGUUUUGCAUAAGCUGUAUGACUUGGGAGCUAGGAGGGUUCUAGUGACCGGGACGGGCCCACUCGGGUGCGUCCCGGCUGAGCUGGCACAGCGCAGCCGGACCGGAGAAUGCUCGGCGGAGCUGAUGAGGGCGGCGGGGCUAUUCAACCCGCAGCUGGUUCAGAUGCUGGACAGCCUCAACAGUGAAAUAGGGACUCAUGUGUUCGUUGCGGCUAACACACAACAAAUGCAUAUGGACUUCAUUUCUGAUCCUCAAGCCUUCGGAUUUGUGACGUCGAAAAUCGCGUGUUGUGGGCAAGGCCCAUACAACGGAAUUGGGCUUUGCACGACCCUAUCUAACUUGUGCCCAAACAGAGAUUUGUAUGCAUUUUGGGACCCAUUCCACCCAUCAGAAAGGGCCAACAGAAUUAUAGUCCAACAAAUUUUGAGUGGUGAUACCAAUUAUAUGAAGCCCAUGAAUCUAAGCACCAUCUUGGCUUUGGACUCAAGGACCUAAAUAUUUCAAUCCCAAUUUCCAAAUAAUUUGUAUUGUUAUGUAUUUUUAUUUAUGGUUGUUCCUUUCGUUGUGAUUAAUGUACCUUGGGACAGUGAUGAUCAUGUAAUAGUAUCAAUGCUGUCUGGAGUUUGGUGAGUUGGGAAAUAAUUUUUAUUAUUUCA